AUGGGGAAGUCACCACUGCCUGACACACGGACCCGGCAAUCCACCCAAAUAUCGUUAUCCUCACGUCUCCUAUUCUCCCUCCUCCUCCUCUCUCUCGCCCUCAUAGCACCAGUCUCAGCGGAAGACAAGCCAAACUUUCCGCUAUGCCCGUACACCAAGCAGCCACCUACCAAGUCCAACUUAACAUUCACGCGGUGCGUGGGAGCCACCAAGUACACGUGCUGCCCGGACUGCUACGACCUGAAACUCGCGCUGCUCGCGGUCAGCGCAAAGGGCUCCGGCAUCCUUAAUCAGAUCUCGUCCGGCCUCGGCCGCGUGCUCGUCGGGAAGGACAUUCAGCUCUGCUCCAUCUUCGCCGGUAACUCCGCGUGCCAGCUGCACCUCGAACAAGUUGUCUGCGCCAACGGCUGCGACCCAGAGUCGGGAAACUACCUGCAAAUUGUAGACCGAAACACCAAGGGUAUCCUGUCCGUGUGCUCUGACUACUCCUCAGUCGUCUACGAAAGCUGCAAGGACCUUCCACUGCCCGGUUUUGGAACCAUGGCGGAUUUCUUCCCCACUAAAGAGCUCUUCAUGACCAAGCUCUUUGGAGCGGUCAUAGGGCUGAUCGGCAAGCUCAACUACACUGUCAAGAUCAAGCCGGGCCCGGAUGCAUGCUAUAACGGGCCCAAGGCCCUCCCAGCAACGACCCUCUGCUGCGACCCGCUAAAGGUCCCCCGAACGUGCCCUCGCGGCACCAUCAGCUUCAAAGAAAACCCUGAGUUCCGCCCGUUUGUGGGGCGGCAGAUCGACAGCAAGGGCUGCACCGAGAACCCUUCUCUCGCCAUGCUCGGAUCGACUCCUGAUGCGGGGGCUGCAGGGAAGAAGAGCGCUGCUGGUGGUGGUGGGCGUGGGAGGGGGGCCGUGUUGGGGCUUGUACUGAGCUGGUUGGGAGUGUGGCUGGCGUGGGGAGGGUUGUGA
Closterium sp. Naga37s-1 is the source of this 960-nucleotide messenger RNA. NCBI's taxonomy places the organism in Eukaryota, Viridiplantae, Streptophyta, Zygnematophyceae, Desmidiales, Closteriaceae. The record is from the annotation of a GenBank genome assembly.